AUGCUGUCCUCAAGCCAUGUCAGCCUGACUCGAACCUCUUCUGACUUGCGCUUGCUCGCCACUGCGCUUUGCCCUCCAUCACCCAUUCUCACACCUAAUGACCUACUGUCACCGAGCACGUCUGGUGAAAUACCGCUCAUUCUCGACUUCGUGAUUAACAAAUUUUCCACACCCUUGAACUCGCCUCUCAGCCGCACGGGAAGAGUUACAAAGUCCCUGAUGGCAGCCUCCUCAGCAUCACUGGCCUCUAGUCUUGCAAGCAACUACAGUGUCAGCGAAUCACCGCUGGACGAAGUCUUUUUCACUCCGAAGUCAUCUCAGUCGUCCCAGUCACUGGUUUCUACACCCUCUCCUUCCCCAAGUCCCCUCUCCAAGUCUCUGUUCCAGUCGGCACAUAUUCGGAGCCUGGCUAUGUCAGACUCGGUCGGCACAUCACUAUCAGAAAGCCCCAGCGCCAGGACUGUUCUUGGAAGCACAAACCGACAAGCCUGGAUUUUCAACUCGGGAAAGACUUACAACUCAGCAACGGCUGUUCCUGUAGGGGACAAAGAGAAUGAAGCGCAAACUGUAUGUCUUGGCACGUCAGCGACAUUCUCGACACUGCCAACACCUUCCUUUGCUCUCCCAUCGCCAUCGCCCAGUGUAGAUGUGAUUUCUCCCAUAUCUCUGACAUACUCCAGAAGACAUCGCAGACCACUGGAACGCUCAGGAGCUAUUCAUCAUUUGAAGACGCCUCGCUCGAUCCCCAGGACCUCUCGGCUCCGUCUACACGCCCGUGAGCCCCACGAGCCCCCGUCCCCAGUCAUCGGUCCUGUACGCACAACCCGCUGGCAGCUCACCGACUCCCCUUCAGCUAGCUCCAUCCAUUCGUGUCCUUCCCCACGUACUUCCUCGGGCGACUCAGGCGUCCCGUCCAAGUAUCCCUAUCUUCCACAUGAUCUCGCUUGGCUCGGAGGGACCGAAGUUGAACUCUGGAUCGACCAGGAAGGCUUCCGCGCGAUCCGGCCAAGGAUGCGACUGAUGGGGUAUUCCCCACGCUCCCGUUCACUGCUGCCAUACGGCGAGCGUGGCGUCUCCUCUGACGUGAGUGGAGGCGUGGCGGAGUUCAUGCCGGUCAAGCGCGAGAGCUUCGCAUUCCACUAUGCGACCCUCGAUGGUCCGCCGAUGCUGCGCCGCGUCACUGUAGGCGGGGACGAGUCACGUGACUAUCUUUCCCGGCACGCGGCGCUGAACAUCAAGACAAACGGGGUAUAUACCGUCCUCGGGAGCGAGAGCAUGGCGCUGGGAAGCUCGCAGGAGCACGUGAAGGCGCAGUGGAAGUUCGAUUACCUCGUGGACGACCGUUACACGGACGGUUCGAGGCGGGUCCUCCCCGGGGAGAAGAUCAUUACGCCACUGACGUUUUCGUGUUCUCCAUUCCUGCUGCACCCAAUGCAAGGCAAGAAGGUCGGGUUCAUGCAUCUCGUGAAGAAGAGCGUUGUACCGAAGCUCUCCGCGGAGAAGCUGGAGCCGCCUGAGCGUCCCAGGCAGCUGAACCAGGCACACGUAAUGGCAAAUCUUAGGCGAAUGAGCAGGCACGGACCGUCCAGGUCGGAUGCGCAUGUGAACGCCGAAGGCGUUCUCAGACUGGCAAGCGGCCCACUGGUUGGCAGCUCGCCUUUGGGACCGUCGAAGGGCGGAAGAAUAUUUGAAGGCACCAGACAGAUGCAGUACACUCGGAGACGGAGAGCUUCAUCUGCUGGAGAACACAUUUAUGUGGACUUGUGUCACCCCCACAAGUCCCUAUUGCCGAGCACGCAUCAGCCGAAUUACCGAAGAUGA
This is a messenger RNA of Suillus paluster, 1821 nucleotides long. RefSeq lists its product as uncharacterized. The record is from RefSeq and is a predicted model, not a curated record. The coding region runs from base 1 to 1821 and encodes 606 amino acids. Lineage: Eukaryota; Fungi; Basidiomycota; Agaricomycetes; Boletales; Suillaceae. The transcript is spliced from 2 exons.